AUGUCAUAUGAGUUUGAGUCAUCCGAGAACGUUGAUAACAGAUAUCCGUCUAGUACUAGUACCGCUAAUGCAAUACCUGUCGUAUUUGUUGAAGGCUUUCUUGGUCCAGGAGUACCUGAAUAUUGGGGUCCCUUGAAACACAUAUUUGCAGGGAAUGAGGAGAAUAAUAUUAAAGCACGGCGAUGUAUAUUUGUUAAACCUGGUUGUGGAAGCUCACUACAUGACAGAGCGGUCGAGAUUUUUUACCAAUUAAAGGGAGGAAGAGUUGACUAUGGAGAAGCGCAUGCGAAAGAUUUUGGUCAUGUGCAAUAUGGGAGAAAAUAUGAUGGUUUAUAUCCAGAGUGGAGUGUAGGAAAGCCGUUGCAUUUUAUAGGUCAUUCUUUGGGUGGAAAUACACUGUGGAAAUUACAACAACUCCUCGCGGCAAAAGAUUUCUUUCCGCCCCACCUUACUCCACACCCUGAUAUGAUGUAUUCAUUAACUACUGUCUCAGCACCUCUGCGUGGCAGUCAAGGUGUAUACAUUCUUGGUAGCCGACAUGAUGUGCCUGGGCGCGUUCGUCCUUUUUCAUUCGGAUGUUGGCUUGCUCGAUGCGUGCAUUUAUACGAAUAUUUUGAUAUCAAGUGGCUUAAGAACAAAUUCUAUGAUUUCAAUGUAGAUCAUUGGGGGUUUAGUUAUUGGAAUAAUAAUGGUAUACGUGAAAUCGGUGAACUUAAAACUGUAACAAAACAAGAAGAGGCAACCCAGAGGAAGUAUGGGUUAUGGAGAUGUUUAUUAGAGAGCCCAUGGCUAUAUUCUAAAGACAACGCACCAUACGAUAUGACUAUUCAUGCCAUGGAAGAACUCAAUGAGACCAGCCGGACGUUCUCUAAUACUUUCUAUCGAUCAUAUGUAACAUCAAUGACUCAUGUGGAUCCACAUACUCAAUAUCACUACCCGCAAUUCUCACUUUCCUUACGACUUCCAAUUUAUAUUCUCUCUCGCCAAAUAGGACGCUAUCAGUUCCCAUCUUCCUUGUCUAUUCCGCCAUCCGAACUACCUGAAUGGUACGAAAACGAUGGUGUAUGUCCUGUGAUUUCACAACGGCAUCCUCGUUCGUGUGCGUCUGGAUAUUGUUUUCAUUAUCAAGGACUCCCUCCAAUUGAUGGAUUGGCUAAGGCCAAACCACGAAAAGGUGUUUGGGAGGUAUGGGAAAUUAAGGCGACAGAUCACUUCAGUCUUGUUCCUUCGUGGAAAGGAACUGAAAUGCAAUUGAGAUUUUAUGAGGGAUAUCGGAAGCAUCUAGAUAUUAUUGACGAAUUAAUGUUCAGUAAAUAUGAGAACGGUUUAUAA
This is a messenger RNA of Paraglomus occultum, 1332 nucleotides long. The record is from the annotation of a GenBank genome assembly. Lineage: Eukaryota; Fungi; Glomeromycota; Glomeromycetes; Paraglomerales; Paraglomeraceae.